AUCCACUCUAUAAUUCAAGUUGGCAAGGUACUUUACCGUGGUUCAACUAGGUAGACACUAGGGAUUGGAAACAAACCUUCACAAAGUUUAUUUUCACAACUACUUCAAAACACAGCCAUUAUCAAGGAAGCUCUGGGUCACAGUGUGUGCUGUGGUUAUUUUAAUGAGUGGGCAUUCAGAUGAUAUUUUUUAAAAUGGUACUUUGGAUUGUAAACCAAGCAGACAGGAUGAAAUGUAAACGUUCGUGAAUGAGCACGGAGACCACUUAACUUUGUACCUGGAGAAGAACAGAAAAAUUAUUAUGCCUGUGUUCCCUCGGGACUCUUUGGAAAUUGCACAGUGACAUCAUCUGGGAUUUAGUCUGUGUUGGGAUUCGUGCUGAAUUUUGAAGCAUAUCGAGGAGUAAACUCCAUAUGCACAAAGAGCGUGCAUCCGGGUGCCUAAGAUGGAAGUAGAUAUAAACGGGGAGUCCAGAAGUACCCUGACCACCCUGCCAUUACCUGUGGCUGAGGGGAGCUCGCCGGGGAAGGCAGAGGCGGAGAAACCCCGUUGCUCUAGCACGCCAUGCUCGCCCAUGCGUCGGACUGUGUCUGGUUACCAGAUCCUCCACAUGGACUCUAACUAUUUGGUUGGCUUUGCAACUGGUGAGGAACUCCUGAAGUUAGCCCAGAAGUGCACUGGAGGGGAAGAGAGCCAGGGAGAAGCCAUGCCGCCCUUCCGCUCCAAACAGCUGGAUGCUGGACUUGCACGCUCCUCUCGUCUGUAUAAAACUAGAAGUAGGUACUAUCAGCCAUAUGAGAUUCCAGCUGUUAAUGGCAGGAGGCGAAGGCGGAUGCCCAGCUCGGGAGACAAGUGCACUAAAUCCUUACCUUAUGAACCUUAUAAGGCCCUCCAUGGGCCCUUGCCUCUAUGUCUUCUUAAAGGUAAGAGGGCUCACUCCAAAUCCCUGGACUACCUCAAUCUAGACAAAAUGAGCAUCAAGGAGCCAGCUGACACAGAAGUGCUACAGUACCAGCUUCAACACCUGACCCUCCGAGGGGACCGAGUGUUUGCUAGGAAUAAUACAUGAACGCCUUGCACUGAGCUUAGACCGCUUUAGGCCAGCCCGUAUUCGGCUAGAGAAUAAUCUACCGUCGUUCUCUGUACAUGACCCUUCACAUUAGAGAUGGUUAUAUCAGCUAAGUGUUCCUGGAACAUAAAAAAAAAAAUUGUUUGGAUCAAGUUUUGGAUACAGGAAUGAAAUCACAGGUACUUGGGGCGGGGCGGGGGGAUAUCAUUCUAGAGCACGCAACUGCAAAGAAAACAGAAUGUUGACCGUUAGUUUGCAUAGCUUUUUAGCUAGAACAAGGUUUUGGUGCAGUAAUUUCACCUUUAUGAUUCCGACACUCAAAUUGGGAAUGUUACCUGCUUGGUUGUUGCUGACUUGGUAUGAUUCAUUAGAAAUUUAUAACGAAGUACACAGUGCUUCUUGGAUCUCUGUAUUUUACUAUACAAUGUAUGUAAUGAUUUGUCUUCUGAAAUUUAGCGCUUGAACACUGCUGAAUUGGACCACGUUUUAUUUUUAAAUAUUGAGUUUAAAUAUUUUAUAACUGGUUUUGCACUGAAAACAAUUAACAUUUCAGAUUAAGAGAGUAAUCUUUCUUCACUUGCCUCAAUACUAAUAUUGAGCAAUGGAAUUUUUUAUUUCCGCAUGGAAAGUUACCGAUCUCUAUGGCUGUAAAAUAUUCCUUUAUAGCAUUAUUAUUAAAGUGUGUCUUAAUAAAAUUAAAUUUGGGAUACAAAGUAUUUAUUUUACAAUGGGUAGUGGGUGGGAUGCGUGUCCAGAGUGUUUGUGACAUGGAGUUUCCGUCAGUUGGAAACAUUUCCUUACUGAUUAUUUUCUAACUUGAAAUCCACAUGGGACUUGAAGAUGGAAAGGAUUCUCUCCAUUGGGUUGUUGGCAUAGUACUGCUUGCAUCUCAAUUUCUUGUAAGUGAAUACAGCUCUCGCAGAGGCUCUCCUGAUUUUGACGAUCAAAUGCUUAGACUGAGUAUGAGGUGAUAACCACUCAGCAGCACAUCCUUGGGUCUUUCCGGGUUCAGUUCUCUGCAUCACAGCACUCACCGAAAUUCCAGUUUCAGGAUUAGUGUAGGAGCCUAGAGUGCUUCUACAGUUUUAAUGGGCUAAUCCUGGAUUACCUAACAAUUUACGUCUAUCACACUGGUUUAAUUUGUUGCUAAAGAAAUAAUUCCUUGCCUUUAGUAACAGAAGCAGCUCAACUACUCUUGACCAUAAAUGUAUGUAACUUACCUUUUGUAAACAUUUCUAUUUCAUCCAGUCUUAAAGGUGCAAUUUAUUACUGAUUUGGCAUUAUCUGGCUAUAUAGAACUAACUCCAUAUUUUGUUUUCUUUUUGGCACUUCAAGUUUCGAGUUUCUUAGGGGUUAGCAGUCUUGAUUACAAAUUAAGAAGACUUUUUAAUUGAUGAAUGGGCCAUUCCUGGAACAAUUGUGGUUUUCCUCUGUCCAGAAUGAAUGGCAAAUUUUAUUUAGAGCAGAAUAAAUGUUGGCAACCCCAGGAACUCUUAAUGGAUGCUUAUUAUGCAUUCACAGAGGCAGCCAUGUGACAGCAUGUAUGAGAGAGCCAUGGAGAUGCUGGCUCACGUCUUACUGAGUUGAUCAGAGUUUUCAGUGGCUGGAAAGUUUCCGAUGUUGUCUAUUUAAAAGUAAACUGCACCUUUGUAACAUAUUGUAUUGAAUGAUCACUAAGAUUAACUAUAUCUAUACAGUCAAUAGUUUGACAAGUAAUAGAAUCCUGUCAGAUGCCAAAGAGUUGGGAUUUUUACAUUUAAUGAUUAAACACCGUUAUUUAUUGAUGAUUUACCCUCUGGAACUGUAUUAUUUCUAACUAUGAAAUAAAAGGGUGAUGUAAACAUA
Molecule: messenger RNA, 2914 nt
Organism: Cricetulus griseus (Chinese hamster)
Lineage: Eukaryota; Metazoa; Chordata; Mammalia; Rodentia; Cricetidae
Source: RefSeq, a predicted model, not a curated record